This is a messenger RNA of Talpa occidentalis (Iberian mole), 1792 nucleotides long. RefSeq names its product aquaporin 5 (gene AQP5). Gene Ontology annotation, molecular function: water channel activity. The transcript has 4 exons. Lineage: Eukaryota; Metazoa; Chordata; Mammalia; Eulipotyphla; Talpidae. Gene Ontology annotation, cellular component: apical plasma membrane; plasma membrane. Bases 57 to 854 code for a protein of 265 amino acids. Gene Ontology annotation, biological process: transmembrane transport. The record is from RefSeq and is a predicted model, not a curated record.
CCGCCGCCCCGACGGGCGCCCCCCGCCGCGGCCGCCGCCGGGCCCCGGGCGCCAGCAUGAAGAAGGAGGUGUGCUCCGUGGCCUUCCUCAAGGCCGUGUUCGCCGAGUUCCUGGCCACCCUCAUCUUCGUCUUCUUCGGCCUCGGCUCGGCCCUCAAGUGGCCCUCGGCGCUGCCCACCAUCCUGCAGAUCUCGCUGGCCUUUGGGCUGGCCAUCGGCACCCUGGCCCAGGCGCUGGGGCCCGUGAGCGGCGGCCACAUCAACCCCGCCAUCACGCUGGCCCUCCUUGUGGGCAACCAGAUCUCCCUGCUCCGCGCCGCCUUCUACGUGGCGGCCCAGCUGGUGGGCGCCAUCGCGGGCGCGGGCAUCCUGUACGGGCUGGCUCCGCUCAAUGCCCGGGGCAAUCUGGCUGUCAACGCGCUCAAUAACAACACGACGCCGGGGCAGGCUGUGGUGGUGGAGCUGAUUCUGACCUUCCAGCUGGCCCUCUGCAUCUUCUCCUCCACCGACUCCCGCCGCACGGGGCCUGUGGGCUCCCCUGCUCUGUCCAUUGGCCUGUCCGUCACACUGGGCCACCUUGUGGGGAUCUACUUCACCGGCUGCUCCAUGAACCCAGCCCGCUCCUUCGGGCCUGCCGUGGUCAUGAAGCGGUUCAGCCCCGCACACUGGGUCUUCUGGGUGGGGCCCAUCGUGGGAGCUGCCCUGGCGGCCAUCCUCUACUUCUACCUGCUCUUCCCCAACUCUCUGAGCAUGAGUGAGCGCGUGGCUGUUGUCAAGGGCACGUACGAGCCCGAGGAGGACUGGGAGGAGCACCGGGAGGAGCGGAAGAAGACCAUGGAGCUGACAGCCCACUGACCGGAGUCAGACAUGGGCCAGCCCCUCAGCCGCCGAACCACAGGGGGGACGAGAAAAAUAGCAGAGCAACGCUUCCUCCCCCCUCAGCUGGGUCCUCUGGGCUGGGGAGACGGUGCUGGCUCCCCAGGCUGCAGUUAGGGAUGGGAGCCAGGGGCUGGGGGCUGGGGGGAGGGGUCUCUCUGGGACAGGACAGGCUGCCGAGUGAGGUGAGACCUCAGGGACUGUGACCACCGUGCCAUAUCUGCAGGCUGCCCCAGGGCCAGGCCGGAAAGGGAUGUCCUGCAGUGUGCUCCCCCCACCCUCCCCACCUCCUCAAGAGGCAGAUGGACCCCUGUCCCUCGGACAGCAGAGGCUAGCCCUCCCCCAAGCUCCUUAGGAGGGACACAGCCCGGGUGAUUGAAAACCACCUUAUUUAUUUCUGGUUUCUGGGGUAGGACUGCUGGUGUUUGGGGUGGGGGCUUCCCAAUAAAUCACUGACAUUCACGUUCUGCAUCUGUCUCCAGAAGCUUCUCCUUGGGACCCUCUGGUUCAUCGCCUCUCUCUCCUCUUCACCAUCCCACACCCUCCCCCAUGGUCCCCUAGGCUCUCUGUAGAAAGACAGGGAAGCUGAGGCCAGGGGAGGCCGAGAGUCAGAGAUGUGGGCGGGGAGAGAUGGAGGAGAGGAGUACAGAAACAGCUGGAAGUCAAGAGGGGGCAGUGGGAGCAGAGAAGGAGGGGCUGUCCCCUUCCCUUUGUCAUCCACCUGCUCGCCCCUCCCACUUUAGCUAUGUCAAGUCCCAGCCACAAGAGGAGGGCCUGGCACCAGUGCCAGGGUGUGCCAUGCAGGGUGGAGGAGAAAUGAACCAGCAGCCCCUUGAGAUGCCAAGAGGGUGACCAGCCAGGUCUGUCAUCAGGGAGGAGGCACAGUCCCGGACACCCUUGUGUUCCAAAAUGGUGCC